Ramularia collo-cygni is the source of this 432-nucleotide messenger RNA. RefSeq lists its product as uncharacterized. The record is from RefSeq and is a predicted model, not a curated record. The transcript has 2 exons. The coding region runs from base 1 to 432 and encodes 143 amino acids. Lineage: Eukaryota; Fungi; Ascomycota; Dothideomycetes; Mycosphaerellales; Mycosphaerellaceae.
AUGAAGGCCGUCUUUAUCACUACGGUUGCCCUUGCGGCUCUUGCCUGGGCAGCUCCUCUUUCAAAGAGACAAUGCUUUGUCGAUGAACAUGGCGUACAAGGCUGCAUCGACAACCCAAUCUGUACUAUCCAUGACGAUGGAUCAGUGAGCUGUAUAUCGAAGCGGGACAAUAUCCAGAAGAGACAAUGCUACGUCUCCAAAGACGGCGUGCAGUCUUGCAUCGACAACCCUCAGUGCCACAAAAACGAGGAUGGGAGCGUAUACUGCGUUUCGAAGAUCAAGCGAAGCGAGAGCGUGACUAUGGAAGAGAGAGAUGCACUGCCCACGAACGAGAAGAGACAGUGCAAUUUUGACGAGGAAGGUGACCCGGAUUGCGUUGAGACGCCAACAUGCGACCCCAAGGAGGACGGCUCGCAGGCUUGCGUUUUGUGA